AUGAUCUUCAGAAACAAGUCUUGGAAGGAUCGGCUGCGGCAAUAUGGAUUGCGCCUCAACACAUCAAAAACUGAGUACAUGGAGUGCGGACCAAUGAUAGAGGAUGGUUCAAUUCGUGUCGAUGGCACCGAAUUGAACAAAGUGGACUGUUUCAAGCACCAUGGAUCCAAAGUGACUUCCACUGGCGACAUUGAUCAAGAAGGUCGAGCACGUGUUAAUGCAUGGAUGAAAUGGAAAGUAGCAACAUGCGUACUGUGCGACAAGAAAGUCCCUGUUCAACUGAACUCGAAGAUCUACAGGACGGUUGUGCGUCCUGUUGCCCUUUACGGAUGUGAGUGCUGGCCGACGACGAAAGCCUUGGAAAGAGUGUUGCACGCUAUGGAGAUGCGGAUGUUAAGGUGGACGAUAGGUGUAACGCUAAAAGAGAAAGUAUCCAACGACAUUGUGCGCUCCAUCUUCGGCGUCGUCCCGAUAACUGAGAAGAUGAAGGAGGCUCGAUUGAGAUGUUUCGGUCACGUCUUGCGGCGAGAGGAAGAUUCUGUUGCCAAAACCCCACUGAAGCUCGACGUUUUAGGGGUGAGGCCGCGUGGGAGGCCAAAGAUUCGCUGGUUAGAUCGUGUGAAGCUGGAUAUGAUAGAUGCGCAUUUAUGUACGGCUGAUGCAAUGGAUAGAACCAAAUGGGAGACAAGAAGCAGAAAGGCGGACCCUGCAACAACGCGGGACAAACGCUAG
Messenger RNA from Necator americanus (New World hookworm), 732 nucleotides. RefSeq lists its product as uncharacterized. The transcript has a single exon. NCBI's taxonomy places the organism in Eukaryota, Metazoa, Nematoda, Chromadorea, Rhabditida, Ancylostomatidae. Bases 1 to 732 code for a protein of 243 amino acids. The record is from RefSeq and is a predicted model, not a curated record.